AUGCAUCUCGUCAGGGCGGGGUCCCUGCUUGUUAACUGUGGUCAUGGUGAUACUGACAUGACCCUAGCGUGGGCGAAUAGUCUAGACCUCGACCAGCUGGCUGUCGAGGACGAGGUUAAUUCGCAUGUCUACGUCAAUAUAGUUACUCCCCAAACAUAUAGUCACGGAGUCCUCCGUACUCGAAAUUACAGUGGCAAAUACAAUUUGCCCUUUGCGCACGCUGCCCCCAAAUUGCAUGUACAGGGAUCGGUGCUCCACGGACCACGGCUAGUCCAGCAGUUCCCCGGGCACGAGAGCAUGAUUCAGCUACUAGCAUAUAAGCUACCAGCAACGGGGAGAAAAAUUGCUGCUUGUGGAGAACUGUGGCGGUGCAAUCACUUGUCCUCGCACGUAUCCUACCGACUUAAGUAUCGGUACCAUCGACAAGAAAUCAGUCGGACCGGCCAUCGGCGGCAAAAAGAGGGACGAUCAGGUCAGAACGAAGUUGGCCUUCGGAAUGCAUUCGAUACUGUCCUCCUAAUAACUGCAAACGGGAUGACGGAUAGUCUACUCAUGCACGACUUCUGGUUCGCAAUAGAUACCACGUUUCGCUCGGCGUCAGGGUCUUCUCCUGGUGUCGAGAUGCUGUCGGUUUCCAACCAGGGUCCUGUUCUGCCCCCAAGCCAGUUCGACCGAACCCAGACCGAGCAAGCCUCCGAACAAAACUUGAGAGAUGUGGCUGCCGAAGCCGUGCCGUAGCAGUUGAUCACGUCUUCUCAAUUAGUGGGUGAUGUUCACGCUGUCGCUGUUCAAUUGCAACUCUUCAUCAGGGUAUGUCGCCCGUUAUUCUAUUUGGGGAUAUAUCUACACUCGGUCACCAUUGAUCAGC
Molecule: messenger RNA, 868 nt
Organism: Aaosphaeria arxii CBS 175.79
Lineage: Eukaryota; Fungi; Ascomycota; Dothideomycetes; Pleosporales
Exons: 3
Coding region: 1-738 (245 amino acids)
Source: RefSeq, a predicted model, not a curated record